UAGGCGCACCACCCUGCCAAAUCCGGGGUAACCACGGCAAUAGGCGCACCACUCUGCCAAACCUUUUGGCCUUUGAACGGUAGGCCUCUUCCCAAAGCAGCGAGCCUGCACGCGAGAGGCCCGUCGCUGCCUCACCCAGCAGGAAGGCAGAUGGCAGUCAAGGUUCGCGCGUUCCCAAGGCCCUCCCGUCCUGCUGCCGCGGCGCAGAUCGCCAUGCCCGUUCCUUCAAAAUAUUUCCUCGCUAUCAAUGCCCUCUGCCUCCCAGAUUCCAGAUUUGGAGGGAUCAGCCGUCCCGGGUAGACUCGAAGAAAGAACACCCCACGAAUGCUGCCGUGCCGAGCCCCACACGCUGCAGCAGGGUACCAAACGCCGUACCCACCCAGCCACCGGAUAGGCCACGGCCGCGUGCCGUUUUGUUUUUUGGCGCCGGGGCCCACCGUCCGUUGAGCGGCGCCGCGGCACACGCGUACGUCCUCCCCCACCCAAGCAACCGUGCUGCCCCCCCACCAUACGACACGCCUCCAUCCCCACGUGAACCGCGCCCUGGCACGUCGCCUCGCGCUCUCACGAAACCUCGGCGUAUCCCCACCUGCCGCUUACAUGCCGGGACGCGUAUGUACUCUUCGCAGGCCCACGAGUCAUGACUCAUGCACGAGUAGGUUUACUGGAUCUGGUCGUGAGCGCACCGCACCGGUCACUCACACCGCAUGACUAGUACUGGUAGCAGGUCUUAACCGAUAGAUAGGUGGGUCCCGGGAAUCAGUGUGCGGGGCUCGGUGCACCGUUCGUCCGCGCGUGCCGCAGGCGCGGUACGGCAGUGCGGUGGGAGUGACAGGACGAGGCGUCCGUGCUCUGCUGAUCGGUGCGGUAGGGCUGGCGUCACGGCGCCAGGCGGACGGGCAGGCUGCAGCCCAGCGCGCCGCGCCAGCGGGGUGCAAGUAGACUCGACUAGCGACUAGACCACUCGCGCGGGUGGGGGCGGCCCCGCAAGGCGUCAAAUCGCGCGGCGGCUGAGGCUGAUUCAUGAUGCCGUGCGCGCGCCCGGUCAGCGACAGCCUCGAGCGUAGCCCAGCCCCCAGAGACCUACUACCUCCCCGUUUCACGAGGUGCGGCCAUUGGUUAAGUGCAGCCACCGUGCGCGGUGCCCACUAUAAGAGUUGCUCCUCCUCCCUUGCCGCUGCCGAGACGACCAAGCAGGCAAGCUGCCCAACCAACCCAAGAAAGGGAUGCAAAUGGAGUGGGACAUGAGGGGAGGACACCAGAGCGGUGUUGGUGUCGGCGACGGCGGGGGCGGAGUGGGAGGAGGCGUCGGUGGAGGGGACCAGCACCAGCUGCGAGCGGAGGCGCACUACCGCGGGGUGCGGAAGAGGCCGUGGGGCCGGUACGCGGCGGAGAUCCGCGACCCGUGGAGGAAGACGCGCGUGUGGCUGGGCACCUACGACACGCCCGUCGAGGCCGCGCUCGCCUACGACCGCGCCGCCGUCGCGCUGCGCGGCUCAAAGGCCAGGACCAACUUCGGCAGCGGUAGCGGCGGCCGCGACCGCUGCCCGCCGGUCCAGCCGCGCCCGCCUCCGCACCCGGUGCAGACGCCCGGCACGUUCAGCGGGCUCGACAUCAGCCACCAGUCCCCCUGGCACGUCGUCUACCUCCCGUCGAGGCUGCAUCAGGCCAUGGCGCCGCCGGGACCCAACGUCGCCGGGGACGUCGCCGCGUCGCUGCCGUCGACGGCGCUGGAGCUCCGGACGGGGCCGAGGAGCCUCCCGUUCGACCUCAACGAGCCGCCGUCGGUGCUGUUCGGGUCGUAAUCUCCCUGUACGCACGUGUAGUAGUAGAUCGUUCGUAUCAUGGUCAUGGGUUGGAUCAUGGAUCAGUGGAUCAUGGUACGUAGCGAGUCUUGUGACUCGUGAGGCUAAUCCAAGGGGAGUGGAGAGCGCUGGUCCGGGUGUAUAUAUGCCUAUUUAAGGAAAUCUCGCCUUCCUCGUCUU
Messenger RNA from Phragmites australis (common reed), 1985 nucleotides. Its product is annotated as ethylene-responsive transcription factor 12-like. The record is from RefSeq and is a predicted model, not a curated record. The transcript has a single exon. Gene Ontology annotation, molecular function: DNA binding; DNA-binding transcription factor activity. Gene Ontology annotation, biological process: regulation of DNA-templated transcription. The coding region runs from base 1227 to 1805 and encodes 192 amino acids. NCBI's taxonomy places the organism in Eukaryota, Viridiplantae, Streptophyta, Magnoliopsida, Poales, Poaceae.